Messenger RNA from Strongylus vulgaris, 312 nucleotides. The record is from the annotation of a GenBank genome assembly. NCBI's taxonomy places the organism in Eukaryota, Metazoa, Nematoda, Chromadorea, Rhabditida, Strongylidae.
AUGUACUUUUCCAGCGUUGCUGCGGAUAAUACAGCCAAACUUGUAGAAGGAAGUUCGAUACUACUUCUAAAUUCGGGAAAGAAACCAAAAAAGCCUGCCAUCGAAUCCAUUCAGCCCUCAGGAAUUUUGGGAAGGCUGCGAUCUUUCUUACCGCAAAUCGCUACAGCAAACCAGGAAUUGAGCAGCAAUGAUGCUGAGAAAGUAGAUGUGGAUGUGAUUAAAGUAGAUUCGGAUAUUGAAGAGAGCGAUACAAGUACGGAUGAUGCUGACAGCAGCGAGGAAGUUGAGAGCGACGAAGUAAGUACGGUUUAG